Messenger RNA from Pyricularia pennisetigena, 1683 nucleotides. RefSeq lists its product as uncharacterized. The transcript has a single exon. Lineage: Eukaryota; Fungi; Ascomycota; Sordariomycetes; Magnaporthales; Pyriculariaceae. The record is from RefSeq and is a predicted model, not a curated record. Bases 1 to 1683 code for a protein of 560 amino acids.
AUGUCUUCAACAGUCGCGCGCGACAGCGAGUCCAUGUCAUCCAAAGAAUCAUGGGACGCUCUAAAUUCUCAUGGGUCCGAUGAUGAAACUAAGGAGAACACGCCUUUACUUGUCGAUGAUACCAACAAAGCAAACAUUAGCCACAAGACAUCAUCAUCCAGGAAUGCCGCGCCAAAUGUUGUCAAAGACCAGAAGGAAAGACGGCCAGAGCCAAUGGACGCCUUGCAAAGUAAAUCGAAGCGAAACGAGAGCAGAGUGUAUGUUCUCGCAGAUUUUGGCAAGACUGCACAAAAGGCAAAUGGUGUCGAGGAACCCCUGGCAAAUUCAGAAGCCGAACCUCUCUCCAUUAAUGAAACUGCGCAAGGAUGGUUCUUGGAUUACCCUGAGUGGUUUUUCGCCUCAGCUGUCACCCUCCGCGAAGAGAUGCAGGCGCCGCAAAGCCUCGUCCUGUCUAAUGAGCCUAGUCGAACCAACCAAAGUUCAUCUCCCAAGUUUGUGGUGGACGGGGACACGUACGAGCAAGCCUUGGACAUAGUCUCUAGCCUGACCAAACCCCCGGUGACUGGCAGCUCCACGAACCUAGCCGCAUCUUGGUACUCCUCUGCAUCCUUCCUUGUGCAGUCGCCCGGGCCAGACAGCCUCGAUUUCUUGAACACAGUGGUCCGGCGUCUCGCCAAGGACAUUGAUGCCGACCUUCUUGACCUCAGCCCAGGCCCGCUUGAAGACAUCCUGCACUACUGGUUCCACUCCGUGCGUGACAAGCCGGAAAUAUUCCCAACGCCAGCCGAGUAUCUCAGCACAGAGAAAGGCUUCCCUCGCAUGAGCCACUUUAAGCGCGCCUUUGCCGACCGGAUACUUCACACCGCAGACCGCAAGUACAUUGUGGACAGGCUCCUAACGGCGCGAUCAUGGAAGCGCAAAGCCCGAGGUCAAGCAUACGAGCCCCGGCCGCUCAUUGUCCUCUUGCCCGACAUUACAGCGUACACGACAAGGUACUGUCUCGAAGCCGAUGAGUUCCUGGGCCUGCUGUACGACGAGGUCAAAAGACGUCGGCAGAACUCCGGGACGCCGACGCUCAUCGUCGGCACGGCACCGUCGAGCCGCACGCACGACGAGUUCUUCCCGCAGAGCGACAUGGGUCGUGAAGGCAUCAGCCACGUCCAUAAGCAGCUGCAUCUAGACCCGUCGCUCGUCAUGGAGGUAGUCCCACGUCAGUGGUGGUUUAUGCCGAGUCCUCCUGGAACACAGGUCAACCGGAUCGACUGGUGGAACAGGCUACGGCUCUCGCUGUGCCAUGAGCUCAAUGCGGCUUCGCCCGACUUUCGGGGUGUGGAGAUAGUCGACCGCGGCGCGCCUCCGCCGCUGCCAGGUAUCAGAGCCUUCCUCACCCACCCAGCCUGGACCGGCGAUAUGACCAUCAAGGCCUUCCGGCAGAUAGUCGCUCGGGCCCGGCGCAUGGAGCGGUUGGAUGCUGAAGACAUGCUCGUGGUGCUCGCCCGUGUGGCCAAGAACGAUGCGCCCUUCACCUUUGGCGGCUGGAAGGAGUCACCGAUGCAGUUUGCCGAGGCGGUCAGUAAGAGCUUUCAGAGCAUUCCAGAUGAGGUUUGGUGGGGGAUAAUGAGCGUGGCAGGGUUUGUGCUCCUCUGGUUCUUCCUCUAUUAUCUUAUGUUGUAUGCAUUUUGA